Pararge aegeria (speckled wood butterfly) is the source of this 2432-nucleotide messenger RNA. RefSeq lists its product as uncharacterized. The record is from RefSeq and is a predicted model, not a curated record. Lineage: Eukaryota; Metazoa; Arthropoda; Insecta; Lepidoptera; Nymphalidae. The transcript has 6 exons. Bases 498 to 2174 code for a protein of 558 amino acids.
GACUGGUAGAGUCAAUUCCGUGUCGAUUCGUUUUGCUAACGUAACAUUUGGCGCUAACAAAUGUUCUGUUAUGUAACCGUAAUUUGAUAUUGUACUACUUGAUACCGGGUUAAACUAUUGAUAUUCUUGGCAAUGGAGUUUAGUUUUUUCGAAGCGUUUUACUCGUGCAGUUGCGCCGUCGUCACAGAGGGGCGUUUGCGACGGCACCAACUAGCGUGAACAAACAUUGACCAAGCAGCGCGCUCCUACCGCAACAUUCCUAGCGUAAAAGUUAACGUGGAUGGUUUACUCUAUGUAAUUUUGCGGGAAAUUCGUUUUUUUUUUUACGUUUCACCAUCGAACAUAUCAGUGCGAACGAGUAACGAAAUACGAUUUCACUUAAUCUAGUGAUGUGUGCUGCAAAUGUUUCCACGAAAGUGAGAAAUGGAUUUGGAUUUUAUGCCAGAGUCAUAAACAUUACGUGUAAACGCUACGUCAAUGUAAAUUAACUAAAUAAAAUGAAUAGAAAUUGCGGAAGAAGAUUAGCGGAGUUUCAAGAUGAACACUACUGCGCAGGAAAUGUCACCGGUAAUUUCCGACGCUCGUGUUCACUGCGGCUGCGCGGUGAGAAAAUGGUGCAGCGGUCGCCUUUAUCAACUCGAAAAUAUAUUCCGAUAAUCACGGAAAAUAACAACCAGAAACAACGAAGCGAUGGCUCCCGACUUCCGGAGCCUAGCCAUCGCCCACGUAGUCAAUCAUUCAAUGCAAACGGGAGCAAACCAAGAAAAUCCUGCUUGAAAUUACAGGAGCCUUGUAUGGAUAGAAAUUUAAGUAUGACAGAUUCUGCCCACACUCCCCCAGGAUCUCCUGAAGAUUUGCCCGAUGAUGAGUCCCUGCACAGCUAUGGCAGUGCAGCCACUGCAGCAUCCAUUGAUGCAGGAUAUGCUCCAUUCAAUGGCACCACUUUCAGCGGGCGAUCCAUGCGUUAUGUGUUGCAUUGUUCCUCACAUGCUGGUCUUGCAGGAGAGGAAUACCUUACACCAACUCAACGCGCUGCAAAGCAAAUUCGCCGUCUUAAAAGCCUUCUGAGCCAAGCAAAGAAGGACUUGGAAAAGAAAGACAGUGAAAUAUUUCAGCUAACUAAAGAAGUGGUUGAGCUUCGUCUGUACAAGACAUCUAUAUUCUCUCCAGAUGAAAAGUCCAACUCUAGUGAGGUAGUGACAGUACGAGAGAACAAUGAGGAAGCUUCAAUUGAGGAGGACAGCGUCAAAUGUAAAGAUCUUCACAGAUCAUAUGACAUCACUGAUAGUCCAAUGUACAAAGGUCAAACUCCUACCAGGUGCCGUAAUGAGAUGCAAGGGUCAUUUACUGACUCUGGACAUUUUGAUGAUCUUACAAAUUCCUCUCUACACUCAAAGGAAUCUGUUCACAUGUUGACCCACGAUGCAUCAUGUAUGACUGAGAUAACAGAUAGUGACGAGGAGCGGCGUAGCUUGAUGUCUUAUUAUGAGAAGAAGAUAGAAGAUGUUGUGAGGUCACAUGUGGGAGAGACGCAAGAAAUAAAAAAAGCUCACAAUGACAAGGUGGAAGCGUUGCUUCAAAAAUUAGCCGAUGUUAACACUCGCUAUUGCGAACUCUUGCCAAAUUAUGAACAAGCAAAAGAACGAAUACAUGUUUUGGAAAAGCAGUUGGAAGAUGCCAGUACGCAAUUGCAAGAUGAGGACAGCAGACAUCGUUCUAUAUACCUGCAGAUGUAUAAUAAAGGGAAAGAAGCUGCCAAAUACGAAUUGGAUAAGGAGGGCGACCCUGAACCUAGCACUAGCCAAUUGAGCAGAGUUUCAGUAGAGGAGUUGCUGGAGCAGCUUCAGAUCACUCAGACUGAGCUUGAGAAUGUCCAAGACACGGCAUUCACAGCGGACCGAACUGCAAAGUCACAAGUACUUCUUAGUGCAAAGGAGGCUGUUUCUUUAUGGGUCCUAGGAGCUCGCAAGGCAAUGUACCGUCGUAUCGUCGAGACACAAAAAGGCAGCAAGACAAAUGUGGACCCCGAAGUGACAUUGCAAUUUUUAAAAUCGGCGAUAUAUUAUUUCCUCACAGACCCGGAGAACCAUCAGGGGCACUUGAACGCCAUAGAAAAUAUUCUAGGGUUCACUGACGCUGAAAAGAAAAAUAUACGGAAAGCCAGAACAAUAUAGAGACUGCUGGAAAUAUGUGAUAGGUAGUGAACUUUUAUGAAGUGUUAGUUAGAAUUAAUUGUUGCAUGUUCGGCCGAUAGCUAGAUAAAUAUUGAAAAUUAUAGGUGAAACACAUUAUUUUGUGUUGCUAUAACAUAAAUACCGUACAUAUAGUCUUUUUUUUUCUCGUCUGUCUUAUAAAAUAAACAUUUAUUUACUUAACCCUUCGUUUUAAAGGCUCGUCAAAAAAAAUUACCGUAAGAAAAUCUUUUUACUUUC